This is a messenger RNA of Ambispora gerdemannii, 183 nucleotides long. NCBI's taxonomy places the organism in Eukaryota, Fungi, Glomeromycota, Glomeromycetes, Archaeosporales, Ambisporaceae. The record is from the annotation of a GenBank genome assembly.
GAGGCAAUAAAUGACCAAGAAGAAUUAAAAAAAUAUGAUGCUAAAACCAAGAAAUAUCAACAUUUCACUGGCUUGCUCAACAAACCUGAGGAGAAAAAUAUUGAGGAAAUUGAGGAAGAUGUUUUAGAUCAAAUUGAGAGAAAAAAAGGACUCAAAGAGGACAAGAAGCUUCCUCGCAUCUGA